AUGGUUUUGGGAAAAGGGCCUCCGUUUAGGCUUACACUUCACCUCUGCUUAGCAGAGGUGAAGGCGACGUUGGCUGUUCCUGUCUUCAUUACAGCUACUGUAGUCGACGAUGAGCCGCAGCAUCGUUUGGAAUUUCGUGUUCCCUCUGGUCCAGGGGUUGAGGCGUUAGAAAUUACUAAUGUGGAAUUUAUUUUUCAAACCGAAAGGUUAAAACGGAAUUCACGUAAAUCAUGCCGAUAUCCUUCAAGUGGUGGCCUUUACGGCUACUUAUUUAUGCAGCUACUUGACCAACAGGGUCAUCCUAGUGGCCACCCGUUUGCUAUUGUUUGCUGCGAUACAGAAAUGGGAAAUGGGAUUUGUUCUCGCGUGAAGCUUCCCCUACAGAGCGACCAGCGUGUUCGCUUCUACCUGGUAGAACGAAAGGUGCAGGGUGACGAAAAGAUACUGAUGAACUCACGGAUCGUGGGUGUGCGUUUUACUGGAAUUUUGCGGCUCUCCUCGGGUGGAGUUGAAGUUACUUCGGCUGAGACUAGGGAACAGAUUGAAGCAUUAACAGGAAGCAGUUUGAAGUUUGAGGCGGAUAGUCCUGCAAGCAAAAUUUCAACCUUAACACGCCCGCAGGAUUCUCCAUCUUCUCACUGCCGAGGGGGUGAAGACUCUGCAAAAGGUGAGUUGCGGAGUGACGAAGGUCAGCAGAAACCAACAGGGCCUGUGCAUAUGGACGAGAAUGAGGAACCCCCAAAUCUUGUUUAUGCUUUUGUUUCUGGUGCUGAUGAUGAGAGCUGA
Molecule: messenger RNA, 786 nt
Organism: Trypanosoma conorhini
Lineage: Eukaryota; Euglenozoa; Kinetoplastea; Trypanosomatida; Trypanosomatidae
Exons: 1
Coding region: 1-786 (261 amino acids)
Source: RefSeq, a predicted model, not a curated record